Pomacea canaliculata is the source of this 8173-nucleotide messenger RNA. Its product is annotated as sterile alpha and TIR motif-containing protein 1-like. NCBI's taxonomy places the organism in Eukaryota, Metazoa, Mollusca, Gastropoda, Architaenioglossa, Ampullariidae. The coding region runs from base 1176 to 4589 and encodes 1137 amino acids. Gene Ontology annotation, molecular function: protein binding; NAD+ nucleosidase activity; signaling adaptor activity. The record is from RefSeq and is a predicted model, not a curated record. Gene Ontology annotation, cellular component: dendrite. The transcript has 11 exons. Gene Ontology annotation, biological process: signal transduction; negative regulation of MyD88-independent toll-like receptor signaling pathway; response to axon injury.
ACUUACGGUUAUGUUGGACUCGUCUGAGAUGAACAUAAUACGAUGAGACUGAUGGAUGGGGGAUGAAGUGCUUUACCUCUUCGUUGUCCUUAGUUGCAAACGUACCGAAAUGCAUUACACACGUCGUCAUUUUACUGAAAGGUGGACUUAAUGACUCUUGACUUUUCUCGCGCUUCAUCACUCUGCAUUGCCAUAGCAUCCACACCAGUUUCCAUCUCAACGUUCUUCCCCCAUCUAUCUGCAUCUCAUCUUGGAGUUGUCCCCCAUGCAAAUGCUCGCUGCCCGCCACAUAUGCUUAGAAUGGCUUCAGUGUCUUGCAUGUUCCGUGACUACACAGCCCUGUUUGACACAGCAUCUCUGCUGCAAAGAAACACACAGUGGCAUUGCAUUAGUGUGUGCAUGCAGCAUUUUACCUCACUUUAUUAUAACCUGUGAUUUAUUAAGCUUCCUGCUAUGCACAGUCAACAUUCUUCGUAGUAUUUCCUUGAACCUCCGAUAUUUAGUAACUAAGCAUCAAGUCUUCUCCAAAAUGGACUUGUUAUUACUCAGGACGUCUUUUAUCAGUCUUUUUUCAAGGAGACAUUAUAUAUAAAAGGAGAUGAAAAGAAAAAAUGUAGUAUUUUAGUGUUGAGUUAGAAUUAGGUUUUUUUUGAGGGGAUCAAGUUCUGAUGAGAGAAAAAAAAUGAAUCCACACAUGCCCAUGCUCCAUACAUUCAGGACACAGUAUAGAAAACCCAACAGACUUCUCUCAAGGGAAGAUAAAAUCAAACUUAUUAAACUUGCCCUUGAAAAUCCAAAUCUGAAACAAAAGAAAUUGGAGAUGUUUUUGGUGUGGAAAGAUCGUCUGUUGCCAAGAUCCUAAAACGGAAGAAUGAGUACCUCUCCCCUGAUGUCAUUGACACCUUAACAGGAACAGCCAAACGUUCUCGCUCAGAAAGAGGCUUGGUGAAAGAAGCUUUUGACAUUCAUUGGAUGGAGCUAGAGCAAGUUGUAUACACCUGGUACCUGACCAGCAUUGCAGAAGAACAGGUCAUCACAGAUGACAACAUCCUUGAUAAAGCUCAGAAAGUGGCAAUCAAGUUUGGCAUGCGAACAAUUAUGCCUGAUCAACAGUGGUUGAAAAGCUUCAAGGAAAAAUUAAGUUGUUCAGCCAAGGUGGUAACUUGGUAAGUCAGAUGUCUGUGAGCCCUGCAGAUGGCAAGGACGCAGUCAGCUGCAGCAUGAAUAGUCGAACUAUGGUGAGAGAGGGCCAUUCAGUACCAUUUCAGUCCAUCUCAUCAGGCCACACAAUAUUGACUGAGCCUUCCAUCAAGACAUCAUUACCAUUAGAACCAGGUGGCCUGCCUUUACCUGAUCACAGCAGCGUUGGUGCAUUUCGAAGAAGGCAGUCUUGUCCUUUACCUGCUGUGACUACAUUCAGUCAUCAUCCCCACACAGUAAGAGGACGUCAGCAACUGAUGUCAUCAGUUGCAUCAUCCAGUACAUGCUCAGAUGGCCAAAAAGAGAGUCUCAUUGUGGAGCAGAUGGCAGAAAACACAUUUUUCUACAAAGCCGGGAAAUCUGGCACUGUUGCUCCCCAUCAUGAUGAAACGGAUGCAGGCCACAUCACCAUCAGUGCCAGUCCCAGCAUUAGCAGCAGUCGCAACUUCACGAUCAACGGUAACGAUAGCAAAGGCACGCAACACCUGACAAAAUUUAGCAGAAAUCGUGUCUCGCCAGCAACCAUCAUCAGCUUCCCACCGGAGGAUCAGGAGAUCAGUCAAGAGACCGUGAGCUCGGAGGCAGACAUCACAGAGGUGCAAUCCUCGCAUUGCCAGAAUCUCAGUCAGGAAAAGCAAGGUACCGACAGCCGCAGCACCGGCAACUCUCCACCUGGUUUCUACAUUGACUUAAACAACAUGGCAGAGGCAGUGCUGGAUGAGAUUCCGAACCAUGAUCAGAAUGUAAAUGAGAAUCUAGAGAGUCCAACAUCUGGGAUACACCGUAUAUCUUCAGAAUCAACUAUCAAACGUGAAGUGGAAGAGACAGAUGAUCGUAAAAAUGACCCUUACAAAGUCCUGGAACGUUCCCAGUCAGAUGCAUACUUGCUGCGGAACUCCCUAGAGACUGAAGAAGAGGAACUCGUGCAGGCCUGUUCACAAGAUCUGAGCACCAUGCGGAACGUGUCUGAGUGCAGUCGGGUGUAUCUUGAUCUGUCGCGUGCGGAGCCAUUUGAGCGCGUGGAGUUCACCGAGAGCAGCAUGGGCAUGUUCCGGUCAUCUUCAGGGAGACAACUGGAGACCAUUCCUCAGGAUGAGGAGCUCAAGACGGGAGAUCUUAGCUAUCUGUAUGCCACCCGGCGCUCUUUCUCAAAUGAUAGUUCAUCCAGCUUGGAGGAUGUGACUGGCUAUUCCAAGGUGAGGACCAAAGAAGUCUCUUCAGGCGUGAAGUUCGUCAAAUCAUCCAAGAUGCAGGAUAUGAUGAAGACAACCAAAACAAACCUUAAGUCCAGCAUCCAGAUCUACUCGCACACACUAAAGCAGAAAGUACGUACCCUGCAGAUGGGUUCUGUUCCUGAACAGAUUAAUGCCCUGGAAGAGCUGAAUGUGCUCAUGGAACAAGCCUGGUCUAUGCCGGUCUAUGGCAAGGACCUUGCCUACAGCUUAUGUGACAUCCUUCGCACUGAGAAGGCCUUGGACAUCAUCAUCAGCAAUUUGUCAACCACCAACCGCGAUCUCCUCAAAGCAUCAGCCCGCCUUUUGGAGCAAUCCUUGACUACCCACAACAGGAAGCAGAUUGCAGAGUGUGGUUUGGAAGCAGUGGUGAAAAUGACCAGGGACCGGCAGGGAGAUGUUGAGAUGGCCAGCUGCAUGACGGGCAUCUUGGAGUCGCUGUUCAAGACGUCGGAGGAGACUUGUUCACGUGUCAUCAAACUGGGAGGUCUAGAUGUCCUGAUUUACUGGUGUCGCUGCAAUGACCGCAUCACGCUGAAGCAUUGCGCCAUUGCCCUGUCUAACCUAGCCCUUUAUGGUGGACCAGACAACCAAGAGGAGAUGGCAAAGCACAGGGUGCCAGAGUGGUUGUUCCCCUUGGCAUUCAUCGACGACGACAGUACCCGCUAUUAUGCUUGCCUGGCCAUUGCUGUGCUUGUUUCCAACAAAGAGAUUGAGGCGGCAGUGCUGAAGUCAGGAACCCUGAGCCUCGUACGACCCUUUGUUGAGCUGCAUGACCCCCAGGAGUUUGCACAAAUGGACACCUCGCACCAGCACGGACGGUCCUCUGGGUGGCUUCGGCGCUUGGUGCCAGUGCUGACCAGCAAGAGAGAGGAAGCCCAAGCUCUGGCUGCAUUUCACUUGGCCAUGGAAGCUGGUAUCAAGGCAGAACAAGAUCGAAAGGAGGUUUUGUACGAGGUUGGAGCUGUGGAACCCCUCAAAUGGCUUGCCAGCACACCCAACUCAACUGCCUCACGACUUGCUGCUCAAGCUCUUAGAAUUCUGGGUGAACAGGUCCCCCACAAGCUUUCCCAGCAGGUUCCUCUGUGGACAACGGAGGACGUGGCCCAUUGGGUCAGCCAGGUGGGUUUUGCAGAUUUUGCGGACAGUUUUCGAUCAUGUCAGGUAGAUGGUGACUUGCUCUUGAGGCUGACUGAAGAGGAACUGAUGGAAAGCAUUGAGAUGGGGUGUGCCAUCACAAGGAAGAGAUUCCUUCGAGAGCUUAGAGACUUGAAAAUUUCUGCAGACUAUACAUCAUGUGACCCAACCAAGCUUAGUGAUUGGUUAGUGGAGGUGGGACCUGAGUUUUCACAGUACACCUACCAGAUGAUUUAUUCUGGUGUUGACAAGCAAACUCUUCGCUCGUUAAGCCACGAACAUCUGAGCAAGGACUGUGCCAUCACCAAUGGUAUUCAUCGUAUGAAGAUUCUCAGCAAAAUUGAAGAGCUGCGCAGCGCUGCAUCUAGUCCCACUGCACAACGUUCAGACACAACUGAUGGUGAUGUCUCAAGCAAGAAGAAACCCAUCGAUGUCUUCAUCAGCUACAGGCGCUCCAAUGGCUCACAGCUGGCAAGCUUGCUGAAGGUGCACCUGCAGCUGCGUGGCUUCACAGUUUUCAUUGACAUCGAGCGGCUGCGUGCGGGCAAGUUUGACGAGAGUCUGUUGGAGAGUGUGCGGCAUGCCAGUAACUUCAUAAUUGUUUUGACACCCAAUGCUCUCGAUCGGUGCGUUGGUGACGACGAAAAGAAAGAUUGGGUACAUAAGGAAAUUGUGGCAGCCAUCGAGGCUGGAGUAAACAUCAUCCCACUUUUUGACAAUUUUCACUGGCCCCCUGCCGAGCAGCUUCCCCAGGACAUGCGAAACUUGUCCUUUUUCAAUGGUGUCAGGUGGAUCCACGACUACCAGGAUGCCUGCGUCGACAAAUUGGAGCGUUUCAUUCGGGGGGAAGCUGCCCCAUCAGGUCGUGCUGCCACCCACAGCACCUCUAGCCUGAGUGGCCUGGAUGGCUUAGCAUCACCGUCUGGAUGCAGCACCCAGAACAUCUUGCACACUGCCGCUGACAAAAAGGCCUUUGAAGGUCCAUCCUCCUGCCCCAUUUUAAACUCUUCAGAAUCCUGAUUCCACCCUCACCCCCCCUUGGACAGAUGUGUAAAGGGAAAGUGGGGGAAAGCAGGCUAAGUUUGCUAAGCAAGACUUUGUGGUCAGUUGCGUUGACAGAGUGACCCAUAUUUUAGUGAACUGAUGUGCUGGAUUAAAAAAAAACAAACAACAAAUGCACCCAAGAUUUGGCAUGUGAACUUGUACAUUGUGUCCUGGGACAGUGUGGCCAGCAUUAGAGCGAGUCAUGGUUGAUGCUGUAGAGUGCAAAAAGUGAGGAAUGAUGGCUAAAAGCAGUACAUGAGGUGCAGAUCUAUAAUUAAUGAGUGUGAUUUGAGUGAGUGCUGCUGAGCAGGUUUAAAAAGUGAGGCAUUUCUUGAAACCUUGGACAUCCUAAUGCCUCUGUGGGAUUUAUCUCCUAACAUCUUUUUCUUUUGUCAUGUGUCCUUUUUUGCAGCUGCAGCCUAGUGCAUUUUAUUGCAUGUUAGAGUAUUAAUACAUGAGAAAUGUAAUCGGUGGAAGUCAUUAUUGCGUUUCGUGGUAAGGAGCGUAUGUAAGUGAUUUGUGUUUUAAUCUUACUGAGCACAGGCGCUAGUUUGCAAGCUUUUUGUUGAGCCUGAAUAUUGUUUUGCACAAACCUGUUGAAACUUAAACCAUUUUUUUAAUUCUUUUGUGCCUGCCUCCAGACAGACUGUCAGAGUUUUGUAUGAUUGAUUAAUGACAAAAAUCAUCAUUUUUAUUGUCCUUUAACCAGUCAUUGAAGAAGUAAGAAAUAUUGGAUGCAUAAUGGUAAUAGGAGAAGUAACAGUUUAAAACUGGUAAACAUGGAAAUGGUUAGUAAUGAUGUACACAAUUUUUAUGUUGUGAACCAUCAUGCUCAGUUCAUCUAAGAUCGUGUUAACUAUGCUUCCAUCUCUACUUACAGGCAAAUAGUAGAGGGACAUACGCAGACAGUAGAAAUUGUCCUUUAUGUCUAGUAACCAGUUUCUAAACCCCACAGGAUUUUCUGUGACUGAAAUGAGAAGAAGUAUUAAAUCUUAGUUCCCAAGCACUUGCACAUUUUUUUAUGGCUUUCUCCUUGUGUCAAGGAUUGUACAUGUGAACAAAUAAACACAAUAACAGAAUAACAGUCACAGAAAAUGUGAAAGGACUAAUAAACUCGGACAUCACCAUAUUCAUACUCUUUUGGCAAAUGUCAUUAUGCAACAGCAGCUGUUUACAUUUUGUCACACUGGCAGUUACCACAUUUCUAUCAGUAAUCAUGCAAAUUGAGCAUGGAAAUCGGUGUUCUGUAUACAUUUAUCAGCACCUUUCAUUGAGGACAAGAACUACAUUAAAACACAACAAACAGAAGAAAAUCAGGCACCAUACCAAUUUGUUUAGAAAAUAAGGAUUACAGACCUUGGGUGUUGAAAGUCAUUUUGCAAUGUUUGCUUGGGGUUAUUUAUUUCUAUCUGCUAAUGACAUGAAUCUGGGAUGUUAUUUGUCUUUGCUGAACAUGACUAUCCAGAGAGGCAAAUGUAUGGAUUAAAUCAGAUUCUGAUGAUUGGGCCACUUCGGAUGCGGAGGAGUUUGCUCUGUCUCACAUUUUGCAAAUAUUCUGAUGCUCAUGUUUGUAAAAGUAAUCUGUCGCUCAUCUGAUAAUAUUGACUUGCAAAAACUACUGCCCCAAAUGUGGUGGAUGGACUGGCAAGUCAUCUGCGUAUGCAAAGUUGCUCAUUUAUGUAUCUAGUCUGCUGCCAGAAAUGAUGCCUGUUCACACUUCCAUGAUGAAAAGCAGAAAAUGGUGACUGUAAAAAGGUAAAUGUGAAACACAUGAAAGUUCUGAGUAAUAGGAAAAACAAUGAAUCAUAACUUUAUGGUUCAAUUGUAUUUUUGUUUGCAAAUGAGGCAGUGACACUUCAUAAUUCCGUGCUGAAGGUCAAGAAGUCACUGGCUAAUCUUCAUUUCCACAUUUUCUGCUUUAUAAACACCCACCUGCUGUUUUAGAUGACAGCUUUGGACUUCAAGCAGAUAACAGAAAAAAGGACGAGAACAAAGCUUGCAGCAGCUUUUGAAAGAACUUUGAAAGAUAUCAGAAAUAGUAUUGAGAAUCUUUAGUAUAGAGGCUUUGAAAAGGAAUAAGCAGAGGUGAUCUAAAUAAAACAAAAGCAAAACGACAAAAAUCUUGUCAUCAAGGAUAACUUACCAACUGCCAUGUUGUGAAGUAUUUAUGUUUUAUAAAUUUAAAAAGGAAUAUGUUAAGAUUUUUUUUUUUUAAACUUGUGUGAAGUAUAACUAUGGUUAUGAUGUAAAAUGAGAAACAUCUGCCUCAGCAGAUGAUUUUAGUUUCAGAGAUGUUAGUUUUUAAAGAUUUGCUUUGUGUUAGGGAUCUUGAGUCUGUGGGAUAUCACAGCUUUUAAAUUAUUUCCAAAGAGAACAACCACUUGUGUGGGUUGGUUUUUUUUUUUGCGUACAUUAAUGCUCAUUACCUUAACACAAAAUGUUCGCAGGGUGUUAGCAUCAAGAGGGGUUCACAUCAUGUACACAUUCCCCUCACAUCAAAAUCUGUAAAUUAUGCUUUUGUUGUGUGUUAGAUUCCUGUGUGUUAUAGAAAAUUUGUUUGACUUACUUGUUUCCAAGCCCUUUUGUGCUUGCAGAAUCUGUAAGACGUUUAAAUGUGGUUAACGUUGAAGAGACCCUAUUAAACAGAACGAGAAAAUAAUUUCAAAGGAGGUGUUGGAGGCAAUAUAUGAAGCCAACACAAUGACGCAUAUAAAGAGUAUAGUGUGUGUGUGCAUGUAGUGUAUUAGUGUGAAAUGCACAGCAGGCAGCAGCGUAGAGCACAUAGGCUAUCAGACCCACAGCAGGGAAGGAGCUGUAUUGAACACAGAUGAGCAGUUAGGUAGAACAUAAACUCUGAAAAGCACAGGAUUAUAUUUGUGGGCAGCAGUUAAUAUUUUCCAGUUUUUACCAAUUUGCACCUGCUCUUCAGGUAACACGUUGGCAGUUCGGCAAUCACAUUACCUGUUGAAAUUAGAGCAGUCUUUUUUUUCCCUCUUUCCUAAAUAAGCCUGGAGUAAGUUUAUGAUCAAUAGACAUGCAACAGCCAGCACAGCAUGCUUUCGCCUCAUCAUGGGGGCUUGUACUCUAGAGCUGCUGAAUGAGGCUUGUCUGUGAGGUGCUGUGUGUUUGCUUCACACUAAUUUGUCGCACUGUAAGUGUGCAUAUGUCGUGGUGACAUAACAAGUGUCUCAGAGACACAGUGGCAUCGACAAACUACUGUUGAUGCCUUCCAUCCAGAACUAGGAGGUCAAACCCAGAAGCAGGACUGUUCUGGCGUCCAGCAAUGGCCACUUGUGGUGCAAUGAGCAACAGACUUGCUAUUCUGGAAGUGCUGAUGCAACUUUUUGUCUCUCCGUUCUAAGAGCCUGAGGUGAACAUAUGGAAAAUCAUAAUUGACAGACUUUAUUACACGUUUCCAUCCGCGAUAAGACCUUGACUGUUCAUGCAAUCAGUUUGUAACAUUUUAUGGUGAGUUUUUGUAUUGUUGUGUUUUGGUGCUUAGUAAAAUGAAUAUCAUGUGUUUCGAAUUCAUGCAAUACAAUUCUUCAUUCAUAAUCCGU